AUUACCGUAUUUUUCGCUCCAUAAGACACACCUGACCAUAAGACAAGAGAUGACCAGAGACUUCAGACAUAGUACAGGAGAUGACGAGAGACUGCGGACUGCAGACAUAGUACAGGAGAUGACCAGAGACUGCGGACACAGUACAGGAGAUGACCAGAGACUGCGGACACAGUACAGGAGAUGACCAGAGACUGCGGACACAGUACAGGAGAUGACCAGAGACUGCAGACCUAGUACAGGAGAUGACCAGAGACUGCGGACACAGUACAGGAGAUGACCAGAGACUGCGG
Messenger RNA from Staurois parvus, 290 nucleotides. The record is from the annotation of a GenBank genome assembly. NCBI's taxonomy places the organism in Eukaryota, Metazoa, Chordata, Amphibia, Anura, Ranidae.